AUGGAGUGUAAUAAUAACGAUCAUCAUCAACUUUCAAACCCUUAUGCUAUCGAACUAAAUAAUGUUACCAUUCGCUUAAGUAACAAAGAUAUUUUAAAAUCAAUUACUCUUGCUAUUGAGCAAGGUGGAAUUUUUGCUUUACUUGGACCGAGCGGUUGUGGAAAAACAACUCUAAUACGUACGUUGGUUGGUCGUUUACAUCCUAUUAAUAAUCAUGAUGGAACACGAGGAAAAAUAUCGAUUCUUGGUAAAGAUCCUCAUGCAUACGGUCAACUUGUUGGAUUUAUGCCUCAAGAAAUGGCAUUACAUUUCGCAAAUACGAUUGAUGAGGAACUUUAUUUCUAUGGUCGUUUAGCAAAUAUGCAUAGUGAAAAGAUUCAACAACGAUGUCAAUUUUUAAUGAAUCUUCUUGAAUUAUCACAUAAACGAAAAUUAAUUUUUAAAUUAAGUGGUGGACAACAGAGGCGUGUUUCAUUUGCAAUAGCUCUUUUACACGAACCGAGGUUACUUAUUUUAGAGAAAAAUUCAUGCUGUCUUGCACUUCGUUCUUGUUCACGCCCAUCUACUGGUCGCUCUCUUUAUGCACUUCUUAUAAAAGAUAUUAUUAAAUUUCAACGAAAUCCAUUUAUGCUUAUUAUUCAAUUUCUUGUACCAAUCCUACAAAUAACUUUAUUUUGUUUAUGUGUUGGACGAAAAUUAACUAAUAUUCCAAUGGGAUUUAUUUCACGUGAAACUAUUCGAUCGAGUUCUACAAGUGGAUUAAUAUUUGAUAAAAUUGAUAAAAAUGUUCUUAAUCUAAUUGAAUAUAAAUCAAUAAAUGAAGCUCAACAUUUAUUUCAUUUGGGAUAUUUAUUUGGAAUUAUUGAUAUUGGUGAAAAUUUUACUCGAGAAAUUUUUGAUAAAGUACAGUCUUGUUCAUUUUCUGACGUACAUAAAUAUAAUGAUUCUCAAAUGAUAAUCUAUUUAGAUGAAACAAAUCGACAAAUGGUUUAUACAAUUGCUGAAGAAUUUAUUCGAGUUUUUAAAAUUAUUGAUAUAGAUUUUAAUCUGGGACUUUUUGCGUCUACUUCAUCAAAUCACUCAUUAUUUAAAUUAGGGCAAUUUCAAAAUCAUCUACCAAAAAUUGAAUAUACUUUUACACAUUUUAUGAUACCUGGUAUUAUUCUUUCUGUUAUUUUUUUCUUCAAUGUUGCUCUUACUGCUCUUUCAAUUGUCACUGAACAAAGUGACGGAACACAAGAACGUGUAUGGAUAACAGGCGUGAAAUCCAAUCAAAUUAUUCUUAGCCAACUGAUAAUACAUUCAUUGAUACUUAUUAUUCAAAUAGUAAUUGUUUUAUUUACUUCAUUAUUCAUUUUCGAGAUUCCAUUAAGAGGUAGUUUAUUGUAUCCAUCAUUACUUUGUAUAAUACAAGGCUUUUGUGGCAUGACAUUUGGAUUAGUUAUUUCAACAAUUUUUACAACAGAAAUCAAUGCUCAUCAAGUUACAAUGUCUAUUUUCUAUCCCGUAUUACUUCUAAGCGGUAUUGUAUGGCCACUUGAAGGGCAACCGAUAUGGAUGCGAACAAUAUCAGCAUGGUUGCCGAUGACAAAAGCAAUCGAUGCUAUGCGGGGUACACUUUUAAAAGGAUGGUGUAUUCAACAUUUAGUUGUACAACAGGCGUUCAUGGUUUCAUUUCUUUGGUCUAUGGUCUUUCUUAUCUUAACACUUCUUGUUUUUAAUUGUCGUCGUUUAUAA
Rotaria sp. Silwood1 is the source of this 1737-nucleotide messenger RNA. The record is from the annotation of a GenBank genome assembly. Lineage: Eukaryota; Metazoa; Rotifera; Eurotatoria; Philodinida; Philodinidae.